Messenger RNA from Symbiodinium natans, 1110 nucleotides. Lineage: Eukaryota; Dinophyceae; Suessiales; Symbiodiniaceae. The record is from the annotation of a GenBank genome assembly.
AUGCAGAAGAUGGACUCGCAGAAAGCGGUGGUGGACCAGAUGGUCAGCUCCUAUGCUGGGCUGGUGAAGAACAUCGACGGCGCCAGUGACAGCACGAAGCGCGCCCUGCUUGACACCGUGAACACCUCCUCCGACGUCCUGCUUCAGAAGCUGGAUGCCACGCAGCAGGACUUGCUGAAGCAGAGCAACGACUCUCACACCGUGCUCCAGACUGUGGCCCAGGCUCAGACAAGCUUGGCCAAGAAGGUGGAUUCGGGCAACGAGUUCACGCAGCGGCGCUUGGUGGAGAUGGAGAGCUCUAUCGGAAGCAAGGUGGACUCGGUCGGCAAUGCGAUGCGCGAGGCCCAGGCAGCAAACACCGAAAAGGUCAUCCAUUCCACCCGCGACGACUUGGCCACCCUCGCGACACAAGGCAAUGCCAUGCUGGAUGCUGCAGAGAAGUCCGCUGCAGAGCAGGAGCAGCGUAUGUCUGAUGUCCGGCGCCAGAACCUGAUGAUUUUGGACUUGCUCACCAACGCCCAGCAGACCAUGCAGGGCAGUGCCGAGUCCCUCGAGAGUUUCACACGCUCCGAGAUCAUGCGGGACUCCGCAGCAAACAUCGAGAUGCAGAUCCGCGACGUCAUCAUGCAGCAGAUGGGCAAGUUGCAGGCGGCGUUCCUUGGUGAUGACGACGAGGGAGGCAGCGGCAGUUCCUUCAAGGCGGCUGUGACAUCCAUGGUCAUGCGGCUUGAGGAGAGUGCAGGGCGCCUCGAGACCGCGUCCUCACCGGCAGAGACCGGCCAGGACCAGAUUCAAGUCGUCGAAAACCUGCGGCAGGAACUGGCAGCUUUGGCCACGGCUUUGUCGCAGCAGCAGAACGAGGCUACACAACAGAGCCUCACCCAUGUCAGCGAGGCCCUGCGUGCAGAAUUGUUGCCACUGAAGGACUCCCAGACGCAGGUUACAGGCGUACUGACGGAGAAGGUUGCAGAGCUCCAGGACUCCCUGGUGCAGAAUUUGGCCAAGUUUGAGACCGGCUUGGACAAAGUCCUGCAGACUGUUGAGGCAUCCGCCAAGCCUUCAAGUCCGGAGAAGCGCAGCUCUCGCGCAGCCGACCGUGGGUCAUCUUGA